AUGGGGGGGGGGGGGGGCAUUUUUGAUCCACGUACAAUCGAGUCGGCAAAACACACCAUCGCCGACUUUAUGAAGACAGCAUUCUCACAGCCAAAUAUCUCCACAACCGCUGUUAUCUGCUCGGCUGUGGUGGGUCUUUUUGCUUACGAGCAAUAUGUCUAUCUCAACAAGAAGAAGGGAUUGCCUGGUCCUCAGUUCAAGAUUCCCAUCAUUGGCGCCUUUACAGACUCUCUUUACCCCACCUUUGAGGGUUAUAUGAGCAAAUGGAAGAGUGGUGAAUUAUCUUGCGUGAGCGUAUUCGAUAGAUUCGUUGUCAUUGCCUCCACCUGCGAUCUUAGCCGCAAGAUUCUCAACGCACCCGUCUAUGCUGAGCCUGCCGUAGUUGACUCUAUGAAACAUAUCCUUUGUGCUGAUAACUGGGUUUUCUUGAGUGGAAAAUCCCACGUCGAUUAUCGCAAAGGUCUCAAUGUGUUAUUCACCAGAAAAGCCCUAGGAAUCUAUAUCCCUGUCCAAGAUAAGGUUUACAAGAAGCAUUUUGCAGAAUGGCUUUCUUUGAAUGGCGAAAAGGGUCAAUAUCAGUUGCGUUUCCGUGAACUCAACAUGGAGAGUUCUCUUCGUGUGUUCUUGGGUGAUCAUAUGUCGGAUGAGGUUGCAUCCAAGAUCUCACAGGAAUACUUCAACAUCACUGCCGCACUUGAGCUCGUAAACUUCCCCAUUCCUCUGCCGGGUACCAAGGUCUACAAGGCCGUUCAAUCGCGCAAGUACAUCGUCAACCAGUUUGUGGAAUGCAUCAAGGACUGCCGUACUCGUAUGGCAAACGGUGGAGAGACCAAGUCGAUGAUGGACGCCUGGGUCCGCUCUAUGCUUGACACCGAGGCAGAAUUGGCUGCAGCCGGCAAACCUGCACCUCGGAAGUUCGACAACCGUGAGAUUGCCUUGACCAUCUUGACCUUCUUGUUCGCCAGUCAGGAUGCCACAUCUUCCGCCAUGACCUGGGCAUUCCAGCUGACCGCCGACCACCCCGAUGUGCUCCACAAGAUCCGCUCCGAACAAAUGAAGUUGCGUGAGGAGAACCCCGAUCAGGAAUUGACAUUGGAGUUGAUGGAAAAGUCGGUUUACUUGAGACAAGUGAUUAAGGAAGUCCUCCGUAUCCGUCCCCCGGUCCUGAUGGUCCCUUACCAGACCGUGCGCGAAUGGCCCAUCACACCAAACUACACUGUUCCCAAGGGCUCCAUGGUCAUUCCCACCACCUAUCCUGCUCUCCACGACCCUGUUGCUUACCCUAAUCCCGACAACUUUGACCCCGAUAGAUGGGGAACCGAAGGAACUGCUGAGAAAUAUCCCAAGAACUUCAUGGUCUUUGGUAACGGACCUCACCACUGCCUUGGAAAGGAGUAUGCCGUUAUGCAUCUGAUGGCUACAUUGGCAGAGGCAUGCAUGGUAUUGGAUUGGACUCAUUACCGUACUGACAAGAGUGACGAUAUCUCCAUCUUUGCUACCAUUUAUCCUCAGGAUGGUUGUAUCAUGAGCUUCGAACCCAGAAAAUCUCCUGCAUCCAUCAGCACCUAAAAAAAACAACCUCAUCCUCUGUUUGUUUAUCAAACAUUUACCUACAUUUACCUAUCGACCUAUCCUACCACUUCACCCUACCUAACUACUUACCUACUUACCUAACUACUUACCUACCUACCUAUUAUUUUCCUUUUUUUCAUUUAUUUUAUUAUUUUUCUUUACCCUAUUAUAACCUCUCAUUCAGUCUUUAAGUCCAAAACCUCAAACCCGAGUCCAGCCAGUCUCCUCGGGAAACGGUUUUUUUUGUUCACUUUCAUAGACUUAAUCCCUAUCAUUUUUCUCUCUCCCUUUAAUUAUCCAUUUGGUUUCUUUUUAUACUUUUACUUCCUUUUCUCUCUCUCUGUCUCUCUCUCUUUUAUUACUAUUACUAUUACUAUCAUUAUUAUUUAAUACAUAUAUAUGUAUGUAAUUAAUUUUAUUAUUGAGAAAAAAAUAUAUUACAUUCAAUAC
This is a messenger RNA of Phycomyces blakesleeanus NRRL 1555(-), 2022 nucleotides long. RefSeq names its product cytochrome P450 CYP61. The record is from RefSeq and is a predicted model, not a curated record. The transcript has 4 exons. The coding region runs from base 1 to 1569 and encodes 522 amino acids. Gene Ontology annotation, molecular function: oxidoreductase activity, acting on paired donors, with incorporation or reduction of molecular oxygen; heme binding; monooxygenase activity. NCBI's taxonomy places the organism in Eukaryota, Fungi, Mucoromycota, Mucoromycetes, Mucorales, Phycomycetaceae. Gene Ontology annotation, biological process: sterol metabolic process.